Messenger RNA from Lycium barbarum (goji berry), 1472 nucleotides. RefSeq names its product UPF0496 protein At4g34320-like. The transcript has 2 exons. The coding region runs from base 186 to 1298 and encodes 370 amino acids. The record is from RefSeq and is a predicted model, not a curated record. NCBI's taxonomy places the organism in Eukaryota, Viridiplantae, Streptophyta, Magnoliopsida, Solanales, Solanaceae.
UUAUCGUUAAUAAAGAAAACAAAAUCCUUGUUGAAACAAACAAAAUUUAGAAAGAAUAAAAAAGACCCAUGUUUUCUUCUAUAGUCUCCUUAACUCACACUUCCCUUUCUUUAAGCUGAAGUUUCACAGUUUCUUACUAAAGCUAGUGCCGAGAUUUGUACUGAAUUUGAGGUUUGAGAAACAAUAUGGGAGGACACAUGAGCAAAAAGCCUGGUGAAACUUCAGCUGCAAUUGACAAUUUGCAGUACAAAAUCGAGCUGAAUUCAUAUGAAGCCGCGUGCAGAGCUGACACGGACUUACAAUCCUUUGAUACAACUCUACAAGCUCGAACCAGUCAUGUUAUCAAUACCCUUGCUGAUGGGGUUGAAGUCCGAGCACUGUCUUUUGAUUCGUUGAAGGAAGUCACUGGAUGCCUUUUGGAAAUGAAUCAGGAAGUUGUGAAGGUGAUAUUGGACUGCAAGAAAGACAUAUGGAAGAAUCAAGAAUUGUUCGAGCUAGUCGAGGAGUAUUUUGACAAUAGCCUCAAAACUCUGGAUUUCUUGGCUGCUUUAGAGAAAUGUCUAAAACGUGCUCGCGAUAGCCAGUUGCUUAUUCUUGUAGCACUUCAACAAUUUGAAGAGGAAAGUGGGGUUGAAGGGAAUAGAUACACUAAGACUUUAGAGGAACUGAAGAAUUUCAGAGCUGCAGGGGAUCCUUUCACAGAGGAAUUUUUCCAGAUUUUCCAGUCUGUUUAUACACAACAAAUGGUUAUGCUUGAAAAACUGCAGCUAAAAAAGAACAAGCUUGAUAAGAGGCUUAAGUACAUACAUGCUUGGAGAAAAGUGUCAAAUGUUAUAUUUGUGGCUACAUUUGCAACUGUUUUGAUUUGCUCAGUCGUGGCUGCUGCUAUAGCUGCACCUCCGGUCGCGGCUGCUCUGGCUGCUGCAUCGUCGAUUCCGUUGGGAUCAAUGGGAAAAUGGAUAGAUUCCCUUCUCAAGAACUAUGAAGAUGCUAUCAAAGGGCAGAAAGAAUUGGUCGGCACAAUGCAAGUUGGUACUUUUAUCACAAUUAAGGAUUUGGACAGUAUAAGGGUGCUGAUAGAUCGAUUGGAAAUCGAGAUCGAAUCACUCUUGAAGAAAGUUGAGUUUGCUAUUGAUGAAAAUGCUGUUAAGAUUGCUAUAGAAGAGAUCAGGACAAAGUUGGAUGUUUUUAUGAAGAAUGUUGAAGAUCUUGGAGUGCAAGCUGAUGUGUGUAGUAGGGAUAUUCGUAGGGCUAGAACCGUAAUCUUACAAAGGAUUAUCAAACCACCAAACCAUUGAAGAUACAGAAGGUUACAGCAUGCUGAAUUUGCCUUAGCACUGAAACAUUUCUCUGCUUUUCAUAGUUUGUGAUGUUAAAUAUGUGACUUUAAUAUGAAACAUAUAUCAUGGUUAAAGGACUCUUUAGCCUUUUUACCAUGAAGAAUAAGAUUUGUUGGAUUCUUUUUUAAAGUA